Messenger RNA from Rhododendron vialii, 1978 nucleotides. Its product is annotated as phospho-2-dehydro-3-deoxyheptonate aldolase 2, chloroplastic-like. The record is from RefSeq and is a predicted model, not a curated record. Bases 121 to 1650 code for a protein of 509 amino acids. Lineage: Eukaryota; Viridiplantae; Streptophyta; Magnoliopsida; Ericales; Ericaceae. Gene Ontology annotation, biological process: aromatic amino acid biosynthetic process. Gene Ontology annotation, molecular function: 3-deoxy-7-phosphoheptulonate synthase activity. The transcript is spliced from 5 exons.
AAGCCGGCUUGAUAUUUGUGCAGCCUAGGCUAAACUUGACGGGAGGAGGCUAUUUAAACACGAGCUGUCCCCUGGAAAAUCUGGAGGAGAGAGAGUGAGAGAGUGAGAGAGAGGAAGACGAUGGCUCUGUCAAGCACCAAUCCAGCCCUACCCAAUUCCCUCCUCACCAAAUCCCACCUCUUCCCUUCUUCUCCUCUUCUCCUCCCAAUCACGCCUACCCGCAAAUCAUCAUCGACCUCAAUCUCCGCCUCCCUCAAAUCUCCCCAUAAAUGGACCCCAGGCAGCUGGAAAUCCAAACCGGCGGUUCAGCUCCCCGAGUACCCGAACAAGGCCGAGCUCGAAUCGGUCUUGAAAACCCUAGAAUCGUUCCCCCCGAUCGUGUUCGCCGGCGAGGCGCGGAGUCUGGAGGAGCGGUUGGGUCAGGCCGCGCUUGGGAACGCGUUUCUGUUGCAGGGAGGGGAUUGUGCGGAGAGCUUCAAGGAGUUCAGUGCGAAUAACAUUAGGGAUACGUUUCGGGUUAUUUUGCAGAUGGGUGUUGUUCUUAUGUUCGGUGGUCAGAUGCCUAUCAUCAAGGUCGGAAGAAUGGCUGGCCAAUUUGCAAAGCCAAGAUCAGAUCCGUUUGAGGAGAAGGAUGGGGUAAAGCUGCCUAGUUAUCGAGGUGACAAUGUAAACGGGGAUACAUUCGAUGAGAAAUCAAGAACUCCAGACCCUAAUCGAAUGAUCAGGGCUUACACACAAUCUGUGUCGACAUUGAACCUCUUGAGAGCUUUUGCUACUGGAGGGUAUGCUGCCAUGCAAAGGGUUAACCAAUGGAAUCUUGAUUUCACAGAGCAUAGUGAGCAAGGGGAUAGGUACCGCGAAUUGGCUCGUAGGGUUGAUGAUGCCUUAGGGUUCAUGGCCGCUGCUGGCCUCACAGCUGGCCACCCAAUCAUGAAGACAACUGAGUUUUGGACAUCUCAUGAAUGCCUCCUUCUACCGUAUGAGCAGGCCCUUACAAGAGAGGAUUCAACUUCUGGCCUUUAUUACGAUUGCUCUGCUCACAUGGUUUGGGUUGGUGAACGCACGCGACAACUUGAUGGUGCACAUGUUGAGUUCAUAAAAGGACUAGCCAAUCCUCUUGGCAUCAAGGUGAGCGAUAAGAUGGAUCCCACUGAGCUAGUUAGGCUCAUAGAAAUUCUGAAUCCUCAGAACAAGCCAGGAAGGAUAACAAUAAUCACAAGAAUGGGAGCUGAGAACAUGAGAGUAAAGCUUCCCAAUUUGAUUAGGGCUGUUCGCAGAGCAGGCCAAAUUGUCACAUGGGUCAGUGACCCCAUGCAUGGGAACACUAUAAAAGCUCCUGUUGGCCUUAAAACCCGUUCCUUCGAUGCAAUCAGGGCUGAGGUAAGGGCCUUCUUUGACGUGCAUGAUCAGGAAGGAAGCUACCCGGGAGGUGUACAUCUGGAGAUGACGGGGCAGAAUGUAACUGAAUGUGUUGGUGGUUCACGAACUAUUACAUUCAACGACCUGAGCUCCCGCUAUCACACCCAUUGUGACCCAAGGCUCAACGCCUCUCAAUCUCUAGAGCUUGCCUUCAUUAUCGCAGAGAGGCUCCGAAGAAGACGCCUUGGACCACAACACUCUUUCAAAGUCUCAACGCUUCUCAGUGUAUAGAGCUUGCCUUCAUUACUGAAGAGAGGUUCCGAAGGAGGAGCUUCAUACCACAUCACUUUCUGUCUCUUUUUGGAAGCUUGCUUUUGUCUUUUAACCUUUGGUAAAAUUUUAGCUCUUGGUUAAUAGGUCUUGCUUUUAUGCCUGUCAAUAUCUUAGAACUAGUAUUAUUAUAUGCUUGAGUCUGAAAGCAAGGCCCAUAUUGCUUCUAGGUUUUAUACAGCUGAAAUAUGUAAAAUAAAAACUCUUUGUUCUUGGUUGGGAGCAAGUGAUGUGCAUAUAACAAACAUUUGAAGUAGUUGUACUCUUGGCCAUAAGGCCCAUGACAGUA